AAAAAUGGUUUUUCCAUGAAACAAAUGUAAAUAAAUUCAACGUUCAUUGUUUCUGAGUGAUUUUUGAUUUGUGAAAAGUUUUUAUCCGAUUUCCAUUCCGUUUUCGACGCAAAUUUUAUUCUAAGUUUCAACGAAACGCCAAAAUCGAACGAUUUUUUUUUGUUAUUGUGACUGUUGUAACAUCAAAGUUGACAGUGAUUUUUGCUUGUAAGUUUAUUGAAAGGGGAGUUUAAAGUGUAAUAAUCCAACAAAAAUGUUAAGAGGCAGUGCAACAGCAAAGUCAAAUAAACGAAAACCGCAAAACAGAAAUGUUAAAGACAAAGUUCUUGUGGAAAAUCAAAACAAAAGCGAAAAGCAAGUGGUUGCUAACAAAGGCAAUGGUGCUAAGAAACCUCCCAAUAGGAAUGUUAAGAAGGACAAAGUGACAAAAGAAACCAAUGUUAAAGGUCAAAUUCAGCCGGUGGUGGCCGAACAUCAUUCCGAUGAAAAUGUUUCCAUCCACAAGCAACUGCCGCAACCAGAACCACCCAUUAAAAAGAUGGAACGGUCACAUAGUUUCUUCUUAACCCGUAAACUGUCGAAGAUCUACAACACAUUGACCGGGAGUAAGGAAAAUUUGACGAAAAUUCCAGAGAAUGAGAACGAAGAACCGGUUUUUAAGUUUUCGCGCAGUCUUAGCUUGGCAACCAUACCACUGCGGAAGAGCUAUCGUCGUAUUGUUCGAGAGACAAAAUUGGAGAAAUUGCACGAAGAACAUCCCGAGAAGGUAGAUGAACACAAGGAGGAAACUGCUGAGGCUACGAACGAACCAUUGCCGUACAACGAUGAAAAUGCAUCUCCUACGCGAGAACGAAGCAAUUCGUUUCUGUCUCAACUGAAACGAACAUUCAGUUCAUCCAGCGACAAGAAGAAACCGCUGAACCCGAAAUGGAGUGCUUCAUUGGCAAAUCUACAGCAAAUCGAUGUCAUGGUCAGUUAUGAAGACCUAAGUUUCAUCAACUACGACAAAUUCAACACGUACGAAAAGAAUCUUGUCAAGCCCGUCGAAGGCAAUUACUUGCAGCGAGCCGCAAACAAUCGCAUGAGCAUGGACGAACGGAUGUUGAAGAAAUAUUAUCGUCAACAAUCGGAAACUGCACCGAAAAUCACAACGGAGAAUGAAACGGCAAUUCUUGAUGUAGCUGCUGCAACAGCUAAUCCAGUGGUGAGACGUCGAAAGAACAAUCGGGUAGACCAAGUACGGAAGAGUGCGUACCUUGACUCGAAUAUCGAUUCCAAUUUUGACCAAUCGCGAAACGUUUAUCGGAACAGUUUGGACGAAGCGAAACUGAAAUUCCUAAACAAAGUCAAUCGGGACUCUUUUCGGCUGAGCAAUAAUUUCGAAAGAACAGCAGAGGAAGUGUUGAUGUUGGAUAAUUAUUUAAGUGGAAAUGCGGCUGAUGCGCCUGAUACUGUUGAUGGUGUGAAUGACGGUAAUGUGUCAAUAGUUCCGAAAAGAGUGAAAAGUGUCGAUUUUGUUGAAAGUGUUAGAGCCAGUGACAAAAGCGAAAGAUCGUAUGACCGGCACCAUUCCCUGUAUUUGCCACAAAAGAAGAUGACUUAUUCGGAGGAUACGCUAAAAUCAAAAAGUCUGAAUCACUUGGAUACUUUGGAAUCGAAUACAGCGACACAAAAUGUGGAAGGUCUCUCACCUCAAAAAGACGUAUCAAGUUCAAAAUACUUUUGUGUGUACUACGACAUCGAUAACAGUGAUUGCAGAGAAAAAGAGGAAUAUGUAUCAGCAACACCAGGAAUCACUCUUGCCGACGCUCUCGACAGUGCAUUAUUACGUAGAAAUUUAAGCUUCUCGCAAAUAACCAUUUCUGACAAUAAUUUUCCCAGUUCUAUGGAUUUAGGUACACCGCUUGCCGGUGGUGUUAAUAAAGAUACAGACGUUGGAAACUUGGCUGGAAAGUGUUUAAUUGUAACCGAAAAAGAAAACGUUCGGAAAUCGAAUCAUUAUGCACUGCAAAAAGCUGCGUCGUUUGGUGCACGUCAACGACCCGCCAAACUCUUCCAAUCUGCAUCGACCGAAGAAACAACGGAAGCAACCGAAAAUAAGACUGUACCACCAGCGAGUAAGCAACCGACAAAACAGCGUUGGUCUGUUCUAUUUGGCCUAAAAAAUCCGCAACAGAAUCAACUAUGCGAAAUUUUGAAUCGAUACGCGAAAAGCGGUGUACCGCAAAACCACUUUUCCGUCUAUUCAUUCGAACAUAUCGACCUACUGCCAGCCUUGGAUUAUUUGGAAAAUAUCCAUCCGUCCUGGAUGGAAUUUGUGUGCUAUCCGAAUAUGUCCGACAAUGAAAUCAAGAUCCAGUCAGCAAUAUGGGAAUUGGUAACCACUGAAGUGGAUUAUAUACACGCAUUGCAAACGGUAACCGAUUUAUUUCUGGCAUGUCUGGAAGCGAUCCAAGCUGAACACAUUCUGAAUGAUGUCGAUCAAAACAAGCUAUUUUCGAACAUACGUGAUAUUUGCGAAGCAAACAUCAGAUUCUGGACGAUGUACAUGUUCCCGAUGGUCAGACACAGCAUCAACACUGGACAUCCCAUGUGUGUUGAUUAUAUUCAACCGGGUUUUUUAACAUUUGCAACGACGUUUGCACCGUAUAAAAAAUACUGCGCUGAACAGAGUACAUGUCAAUUUUACUGUAAAGAUUUGCACCGAAACAAUGCCCUGUUUCAAGCUUAUUUGGCUUGGUGCGAAGGGCAGAAGUUGUGCAAUAGAUUAAGAUUAGCAGAUAUUUUAGUACGGCCUAUGCAAAGACUGACAAAAUACAGUUUACUAUUGACUGCUAUUAGACGGCAUAUAACGGACGAAAAUGAUGGCGAAAUCAUGGAUGCUAUGAUCCAUUCGGUGGAAAAUUUUGUAUGUAGCGUUAAUUCACAUUUAACCACCCGGCAGGAGAACGAACGACUUAAAGGCAUUAUGGCAAGAAUCGAAUCGUAUGAUGUUGUGGAUUCAAACAACGAACACUUGGAUAAAAUGGCCAAACAAUAUAGCUCAAUGUUUGAUUUGUGUGGUCCGAUGAAAGGUUGUGCGGCGACCCAAGGUAGACACCUAUUUAUGGAAGGAGAUCUCAAGUUCAAAGAUAACAUAAAUAAGGUGGACGUUCAUUGUUUCUUGCUCACAGACAUAUUGUUGGUGUGUAAGACAAUUGCGAAAAAGGGUCUUGGAACGCUAAAGGUAAUUCGUCAACCAUUCAUUACGGACCGACUUGUGAUAAAAGUGAAGGAAAACACUUUAUACUCUGUAUAUUUGAAUGAAUUCAAUGUGGCUGUGACUGCGUUUACACUUCAGUGUCCAGAGGCGAAGAGUUGGCACGAUGCAAUAACUAAAGCGAAACACAUUUACUCCCGACUUAAGCAAGGAUCCUCAUGGGAUGGAUACAACAUAAAAUAUGGAAGCACAACCGAAACACUUGGAGUGAAAAAAUCACCAAUGAACAGUUCGAUGGGUAGCCGUGUCUCCAGUUUAAAUAACAGCCAUAGCGGAUCCGUGGAAUUGACCGAAUCGAAAACGGUGUCCAUCGACUUCGAUAAGGCUAAUUCACUGUCCAGCGACGAGGGAAUGUCCAGCCAUGGUAUGAUCAAUUUGAAAAAAGUCCCGCAAAACAGUCCCACCAAAUUUAAAGGAACAAACACAUUGAAUGUUCAACCAUUACAUCAUUUGGGUCAGAGUUUGCCCAAUUUGAAUUUGAAUCAAAUUACCAUUAGCAACAAUACUCUGCUGGUGCCGGGUACAUCGGGCCAAUCGAACCUAUUGUCGCCGAGUCAUCGUGGCAUUUCGUAUCCGCCACCGUCACCUACGAGGGCAACACUACGACGUGGCUUUGCAUUUUCAUCGUCCAUCAAGAAUCCACCGUUGAUCAAAUCUCGGAACAUAACGUCACAGAAUAGUUUUAGUUCUAUACAGGCACCGUCCCAGACAUCGAAUCCAGCAACACUGUCACCGUCGGUCUCACCACUAACUGUUGGCCCAAUUGUGAACAGCUUCAUCCAACACCAGCAAGCUAACAUUGGCGAUAGUAUUGCUCACAGUACCGAAAGUGACGUUUGACUGGUUCCAGCGAUUUACUUCAUAGCAAUUGUUACGAUCGGCCACGUACAAAGUUUUAUUUUAUUUUAAGCGAUUCGCACUUACCAUCGAAAAGUAAUAAAAACCGAUUGAUGGGAGACGGAACAAAGUGACACUUUUCCUGUUCAACUAAUGGAAAGGAAAGGAUUGGAAAAUCUUCUUUUUUUGUAGAAAAUUAUUGUUACCACCAAUCAAAUCAUUGAUGGAAGGUUAUUUAGAAGAAAAAUGAAAUGGAAUCAAAUUUAACGCUAAACUUAAACAAAAUGAAAACCAUAAAAGCUUUAGAUGAAAAAUGUAGUUGGCAGUCGUAGCGAUCGUAGUACAUUUAACCAGAAACACGAAAUGGGACACAUCAUUUUAUCAUCAGUCUGUAAGCCUUUCCUGUAGAAAAAAAAAAUUGUAUAUAAAAUUAGUGAAGAAAUCUACAAUAAUAUUUUUAAAAUGAGAUUUUACCAACAUGGACAUGGGGGUCAACAUUUGUAAAAUGUUAACGGAAAUAAUUUUGGUUUUUCAAUUGGAAAAAUUAUUUUUAUCAAAGC
Molecule: messenger RNA, 4656 nt
Organism: Bradysia coprophila
Lineage: Eukaryota; Metazoa; Arthropoda; Insecta; Diptera; Sciaridae
Biological process (GO): Rho protein signal transduction; endothelial cell migration
Cellular component (GO): axon; endocytic vesicle; plasma membrane
Molecular function (GO): guanyl-nucleotide exchange factor activity
Source: RefSeq, a predicted model, not a curated record